CUCAGGUGUUCUGUCAUCUGCAGGUAUUUCUGAACUGACUGAGAGUUGACAGCCUCUCAGCGCCGACAUCAGCUGUGACACGACUCAGAGCUCUUUGGGCACACAGAUUCACAGACGCCAUUAUGUCUUCCACGCUGGUCAUCCGGCAGCCGCAGCCCGUCAUGGAGGCCCGAGACUCUGACGAGUGGGGAUCGGGGAUAUGUGACUGCUGUGAGGACGUACCUGAGUGUUGUUUUGCUUUCUGGUGCUGUCCCUGCUUCGCCUGUAUAACCACCAGGAAGUACGGCCAGUGUCUCUGCCUCCCCCUGCUGGACAUCUUCGGCUGCAUCCCCCCCAUCACCAUGUCCAUGAGGGCCUCCAUGAGGCAGCGCUACGGCAUCAAAGGCACCAUGUGCAGGGACUGUGUGUAUGCGACCUGCUGUACGGCCUGCACCUGGUGUCAGAUGUCCAGAGAGAUGAGGAGGAGAAACAUCCAAAUCGUCCUGGUCAGCGCCAAGAACACAUGACCUCUCCCCCCUUGUCGUUAUGACCACCGGGACCGUCACGUAUUUCAAUAAACCACAACCUGCUUUGGCGCAGUCACGUUAUAACGACACUGCAGACUUAAGACAUCUGAGAAAGACCAAAACAUGCUCAUGUCACUGACUGAAAAACUGCCUCUAACACUAAUUUAUUGAGAGUAUUCUUUCCCUUAUGGUUUCCUUUACAUUAACAGAGACUAAAACUCUAAAAUACCUACAGACGACUGAUCAGCAUUUAUUGAUUAAUUAAUUUUCUUUGCUGGGAUUCAGUAUAAAAGUCUCCAAUUGUCUCUUCCUUUUUGAAUUAUUUUAGCUCUAUAAUCACUUUACGGAUGUUACAGUUUACACUUUAUCAAACAGACAUUUAGCAGUUUAAGACAGUAAAUUCAACUUACAAAUACUGUGGAGUACAGCAAUUGAUAUUAUUGAUAUUUUAUUUGACACUUACUUUUAAAGUAUUUAUCUCUUUAGUUCAUUUCUGCUAGUAUCAUGCUUAACAAAGUGACUAUCAUUUAUUAUUGAUUUGUUGUUAUUAAAAUGAUAAAAUAA
Molecule: messenger RNA, 1070 nt
Organism: Chelmon rostratus (copperband butterflyfish)
Lineage: Eukaryota; Metazoa; Chordata; Actinopteri; Chaetodontiformes; Chaetodontidae
Product: cornifelin homolog B-like
Exons: 4
Coding region: 123-506 (127 amino acids)
Source: RefSeq, a predicted model, not a curated record